Messenger RNA from Hyla sarda, 2604 nucleotides. RefSeq names its product ATPase H+/K+ transporting subunit beta (gene ATP4B). The record is from RefSeq and is a predicted model, not a curated record. Lineage: Eukaryota; Metazoa; Chordata; Amphibia; Anura; Hylidae. The transcript is spliced from 10 exons. Gene Ontology annotation, cellular component: sodium:potassium-exchanging ATPase complex. Gene Ontology annotation, biological process: intracellular sodium ion homeostasis; potassium ion import across plasma membrane; sodium ion export across plasma membrane. Bases 373 to 1179 code for a protein of 268 amino acids. Gene Ontology annotation, molecular function: ATPase activator activity.
UCUGGACAGGUCCACAAGAAAGGUGGGACAAUACAAAGAUUGUAGGGACUGAUGAUGUGGGGAAGAUACAGAUGUGGAAUGGCAUUAUAGGGGCACAGUAUUUCACCUGAGACUGCUUAAGGCUUGAAGACAACCUUUACUGAUGAGUCACAGGAGAUGGCAGAAUAUCAAAGACAGCUGACAGUAUGCUCCAAAACUAAACCUUAUUUAAUAGAUUUACUGGAGCUAACAUCUCCAUGCUCCACACUGAUCAACAAAAAAUAUCUUACAUUCACUAUAGGAAGCAGAAUGUAGUCAAGUAAGCAUUCCUUCUGUAUUAGAAGAGAAAAAUAAUAUGACACUUUGGGCCACAUCUAUGAAAAAUUGUAUAAAAUGAACCAAUCGUGUUUGACUGAAAGAAAGUACAGAUCUCACAGUAGAGUGUAUAUAAGUCUUUACUAUGUGGCUUUUUACAUUGUUAUGAUUGGACUGUUUGCACUUUCCAUCUACUCUUUGAUGCAAACACUCAGCCCUUACGAACCGGAUUAUCAAGAUCAAAUACAGUCGCCAGGUGUGACAAUAAGGCCAGAUGUGUAUGGAGAUGAAGUCAUUGAAGUGUUUUACAAUGUCUCAGAUGAAAACUCUUACAAAGGAACUGUGAAAAGUCUAUGCAAAUUUCUCUCAGUGUAUAACAAAACAAUCCAGGAAGAAAUGAAUAAUAAGGACUGUGGCAACCUCACUGAUGUCAAAGAUUUGCUAAAAGGUAGCGGACGCACUAGGUAUGCCUGUCAGUUCACUACUGAUAUGCUUGGAAAAUGCUCCUAUGACAAGGAUCCCACAUUUGGCUUUGCAUCUGGACAGCCUUGUCUAUUUAUACGAAUCAACAGGAUCAUAGGAUUUGUUCCUGACAAUAAGACAGCCGCAACUCUACAUUGCUUCUCAACGGGUAAGGUUAAAGAAGAUCUUGGACCUUUAGAAUAUUAUCCAAAUGGAACCUUUGGUAUGCAGUACUUUCCAUACUAUGGAAGAAAAGCUCAGCCGAACUACACCAACCCAAUAGUGGCAGUGAAAUUUUUGAAUGUUAAACGCAACACGGAAUAUGAAAUUGUGUGCAGAGUUAAUGGGAGCAAGAUCAUAAAUGAUAACCCACAUGAUCCGUAUGAAGGAAAAGUGACAUUCAAACUCAACAUAAAGAACUAGUUUGGCCUCUGUGACAAGAACACAAGAUCUCUCCCCAGCAGGAAGAAUUCUGUCAUUAAAUAGACAUUAUUGCCGUCACUCAGCCAAAACCAGUGGACUCUUUUACAAUAUGUCCAUAUCACAGACUCGGAGCAAAGAAACAACAUCUUUCUUGUUUUAUAACCAACACUGAUACAUGUGAACUGAAAUAUUAAUACAUAAGGGGACUUAUAUUUCAGCAGUUUUAUAAAAUGUUACUGUCAAAAAAAAUUAAAAAAACUUUUGACAUCUCAGGUAGAUACGCCAAAAGUUAUAAAUGGUUGGGGUCUCAGUGCUAAAACCCUCAUCAAUCUCUAGAUAUUGCAGGGUAAAGCGCACAGCAGCGCACUUCACUCCCUGGCCUGGUGCUCGGUGACAGGCUCCAUUAUGACUAUGGAGGCUGUCAUCUUCAAUGAGACAGAUUGGGCGCCGAGCCAUGGAGUAAAGCGUGCUACCAGCUACCACAUGCUUCACCCGGCUAUGUCUACUGAUUGGUGGGGGUCUCAAUAUAGUAAUACUUUAAGUGGUUUAUAUUUACAUAUAGUUAUUAUACACACACUCAUCACAAGUUAUUCCAGGACACUAGUACAGAAAAAACUGAAUUGUCAUAUAAAGAUUGAUACUGCAUGACAUGUAUUCUAUAUAAUAAGGUUAGAUUUAACCGUACCAAGCAGUGGCAUUCCCGGGAGGAGUCCUGUAUACCCUAACAACAUCCUAAAUGUAACAAUAUUUAGCAAUCUUAACAUUUGUUGUUUCUUGUAUUGCCUCUAUACUUUGGCUAAUUUAUCAGAAGCAAGAAAAAAAUAAAAAAAGGUUUAAAGUACAAAUAUAUAUAUAUAUUUAAGUAAAAAAAAAAUAUUCAGCAAGUGGAGAAAUGAUCAAAGAAACUGGCUUGUAUGACUCAUGUAUUAAAAAAACUAAAAGAUGUAUUGCAACAAAAACUCAACUGCUACAUUAUAAGAGUUGUCCCACAAUACAAAUAUAUCUAUAUAUAUAUAUUUUUUAAGUGUCAUGUUGGCUACCCACCACUGCCAUUAUAACAGUGCUGAUCACCCACGUGGGCCAUCCCUCUUCAGCCAAUCAAUGGCCACAAAAAAACACACCCUAAAUGUUGAGUCAGAUUUAUCAAUGUAUUACCAGCUUGUUGGUAUAAUACAGGAAAAAAAAUAGUGUUAUUUUGUCAAAUUCAUGUUUUGAAAUUUGCACAGAGCCCGACCUAUAAAAGCUUCCGACACCUUUCCACCUGCCAUUGUUUUCCUGUACAGCACAUUCAUCACCAAAGUAAUAGAGGGAGUGAGGCAAGUGCUUUGUAUCUCUGGUGCACUGAUACUGCAGUAGUUUCAUAAGAUUCAUUAGUAUUGUUUCUUUUACAACACACUGAAUAAUCCUUGUCAGUAGCGUUGUUGU